UGUUUGGGAGAGCCAUUGUUUUAGCCGCAAGCAAUUUUUACUUUAAAGUUUACCGUUUUAAAAUAGGCUACUUAUUUAAGUUUAUUUUCAAGACAUUUUAAAGUUGACAAGUGAUCUGACAGCUUUGUCACUAAUUAUAACUAAAGGUAGAUUUCGGUCAAAUUGGGAUCAACUUCUAUUUGGGCAAAUAGCCCAGAUCUAUUGAAAUCGCAUUGUCUUGGCACUUUUCAUGCAUAGUCUAUUCAUGAAAUUAAUUAUCUUGAGUUUGAGGGAUGUUUAAUAAUUUCAAGCUAGCCUACACCACCAACUGCACAUCUAUAGGCCUAAUUUGUGUUGGUUGAAUGAUUGGCUCGGUAAUUGAUUGGCGCCAUAAUUUCAUUAUUCCUUACAUUACCAUAUUUCACGUGCAUUAGCGAGAAAUUAUAUUCCAUAAUAUUGUGAAUGGAGUGCAUCUCACAUGGGCACAUAGAAUAAAUGUGCAGUGCAUCCAUGUGUUUCUACGCGGGAGCCAUGCAUUUGUGGCUAUCGGGGAGGAUUUAUAGCCUAAUCGUGAUGAAUCCCCGUGGUGGCACGCGCAGGUCUUCGUAAUUAUGGCAGUCGUUCUAACCGAGAGGGGAGAGAGAAAAAAAACACCCUGAUAGGAGGCAUUUUAUCUUCAUCACUGGACCGCUCAAUUCCAAUUAAUUUGACAAGAUUUCCCUCACGCGAAGCGCAAAUCCCUAUUAAAAGACGCAUACUGUAAAUGACAACCCUCUAAACGCUUCGCGUGUCCGAAUGAAAUGGAAGAGGAGAGAAAGGGAACGACAAAAGGUUAAGACGCAGCUUCCCGGAGUUAUUUCCCGGCAGAGCGCCCUAAGCCACAGUCAUUGGCCCUAAGCCAGCCCCCUCCCGAGUGCUCCUAGUGUUUCUAUAGUAAUUUCUAACCAAUGAUCAGUAGGUGUCCACAUCCUAGCUUCCUCACCUCAGCACCAAUCAGCCACACACAGCGACAGGAGACAGCACGGAGCUAACACUAGGCAGCCACACACAAUACACCUCGGACCAAGCAGAGGAAACACCUACAACGCACCGUUAUUUCCCCCCUACAGCGCCGUGGUUUUAUAAUAAUAAACCGUUUUUUUUCUUCUAAAAAGCUCGAUAAGCUAUCGCUUUAAGUUUGCUAUUUUUUUGUACUUUUUUUCUCAAGCCAGGAAAAUAAGUCUGUAAACAUGCUCCUUUUGUUUUGAGCGCUCUUUUUCAGUGUGGCUGUGCUCUUCCCACAUCCUCGCGUUAUUUUAUAUCUCCAUCGCGCCUUGCGGUAAUGUGCCGCUCUGUGUUGGCAGCCGACUGCUAGGCGUCUGGAAUCUCUUCUCGCCAGGAACCUGGUAGUGCUGGAGGAGACAGAAGCAGGAUGGUAACAUAUUGUUGGUGGUAACCAGCAGCUUCUAGUUUGACGAAGGCCACCGUUGACGGCGACCCCGGACUCUUUCCCCAGUGAACCCUGCUCAACCGUCCCCCAGCCAUGUCUAAUAUAAACAAUGCUCUCUGCAUUGAGAACGGACAGAACGCAGACGUGUCUCUCUUACAAAAGGAUAACCUUCAGAACCUGCAGAACCUGCAGAACUUGCAGAACCUCCAGGAUGGUGGAUUAAGCCAACUUUUGGAUUAUAACGCUGAGAUGGAACGGUACCGCUCUUUCGCAAACUUUUACAAAACCAACGGCGCGUUCGGCCAGACGGCCAAGAUCGCCCGCAUCACGACCCCCAUUUUCCCCAGUGCCCGGAUAGGCAUGUCCCCGUGGAACUGCGAUAACGCCAUGCUCUGGGGGAGGAAAUCGGCCACAAUAAACCCUAAUAGGACCAGCAUGCACAGGAAUGACUCCCAGAGGCCGGGGAAGCAUGGCGUGCCGCCAGAAACGCUACAGCAAAUGGCAAAUAAUAAUUUCCUCUCUACCUUAUCCCCCGAACACUGCAGACCUUUAGCGGGAGAAUGCAUGAACAAGCUGAAAUGCGGCGCCGGCGAAGCAGAGAUAAUGAAUCUCCAGGAACGUGUCGGAACUUUUUCCGCCAUUCCGGCUUUAGGGGGCAUCUCAUUACCUCCCGGGGUCAUCGUCAUGACAGCCCUUCACUCCCCCGCAGCCUCGGCAGCCGUUACAGACAGUGCGUUUCAAAUUGCCAAUCUGGCAGACUGCCCACAGAAUAAUUCCUCUGCGUCCGGCGGGAACCCGGCGAAGAAGAAAAGGAAGCGGUGCGGGGUGUGCGCGCCCUGCCGGCGGCUAAUCAACUGCGGCGUGUGCAGCAGUUGUCGGAACCGUAAGACGGGCCACCAGAUCUGCAAGUUCAGGAAAUGUGAGGAGCUGAAAAAGAAACCGGGCUCGUCGUUGGAGAGGACACCAGUCAACAAUGGCGAGGCAUUCCGGUGGUUCUUUUAGAGCGCCCGACCUUAGUGACAUCAACACGCGGUCAGAGGUCCAGUUAGAACUCUGACAUCACUGCAGGAAGCACUGGGGGUUCAGAGAACCCAAACAACCUCCCAGUUUUUAAACCAGGAGGCAGAAACUCUAAAAAGAUGAAACGAUAAACAUUAUGGUGUUGGUUUAACUCUGUCAUUUCCUUUCCUGUGUAAUUAUUGUACCUUUUGACAGUAUCAUAAUGUCUAUUUUCGGUGUAUAUGAAUGUGUUUCAGUGUCGUUUGGCUGUAAAGUUUACAGUCAAUCUUAUGUAAAGGACUCAAUGGACAAUCAUCACCAAUACGUCAACAACAAAGAUGGCCGCUGCUGGGAUUGAUCAUGUGAUCGUCACACACAACCUUGGAGCAAUAAUCUUUAAAGUUGAUUAUUCUGCUUGUGUUUUCCCUUUAUUUCCGUUUUCAAAUUAUUAUAUCGAAGCUGAAUUAUUUUUUAUAAAAUGUGUCAUUUUUGUUUAAUGCUUGCAUUCCCUGUUUGUGUAUGUGCGCGCGCCUCUGACUGAGGGAAACUAUAAGGUCCUCCUUGGUAAAUGUGAUGUAUCAUAUAAGUGACGCACCAUGCCAGAGAGAACGGCAUUAUUAUUUAGAUGCUUUCAUUGGGGGUUUCUUUCAGUUUUUGUCCAGCGCGUUACGAAACAGGGCACAUUGUCUUGUGUAGCGAGUUGUACUUUAUUGGAAAACAAAAAGGAGCAUCGUUGUGUUACAGUUACUGCACAAAGGGGUGGUUGUGAGUCAGACUGUUUCUAUUUGGUUUUGAUACGCUUUAAAGAUGCUGUUAUGAUUCGCUAUUUCAUGUAACUGUCUUGCCACCUCCUGACCAUCCUCUGGUUUUUGUUUGAAAUACAAAGGUCAUCUUAUAGGUAACACUAUACUUAAAUCCUGCAGGUAUAAUGCCUCAUUACUUAUAUCCUGCAGGCAUAAUGCUUCAUUACUUGUUUAUUAGCAGGCAUAAUGCUUCAUUACUUGUUUAUAAGCAGGUAUAAUGCUUCAUUACUUGUUUAUUAGCAGGUAUAAUGCUUAAUUGCUUGUUUAUAAGCAGGUAUAAUGCUUCAUUACUUGUUUAUAAGCAGGCAUAAUGCUUCAUUACUUGUUUAUAAGCAGGCAUAAUGCUUCAUUACUUGUUUAUAAGCAGGCAUAAUGCUUCAUUACUUGUUUAUAAGCAGGUAUAAUGCUUUAUUGCUUGUUUAUAAGCAGGUAUAAUGCUUCAUUACUUGUUUAUAAGCAGGUAUAAUGCUUCAUUACUUGUUAUUAGCAGGUAUAAUGCUUUAUUGCUUGUUUAUAAGCAGGUAUAAUGCUUCAUUACUUGUUAUUAGCAGGUAUAAUGCUUUAUUACUUGUUUAUAAGCAGGUAUACUGCUUCAUUACUUGUUUAUAAGCAGGUAUAAUGCUUCAUUACUUGUUUAUAAGCAGGUAUAAUGCUUCAUUACUUGUUAUAAGCAGGUAUAAUGCUUCAUUACUUGUUAUUAGCAGGUAUAAUGCUUCAUUACUUGUUUAUAAGCACGUAUAAUGCUUCAUUACUUGUUAUAAGCAUGUAAUGUCCGUUACAAUGUCUUAUGAGGUUUAUGAUAUAUACUUGCAGACUAAGUAAAGUGUUACCGGUUAUUACACCCAAGCUGUCUAAAAGGGAGGUAUUAAUAAUACUAGUAAAGGAAUUCUGAGGUUAAAUUAACAUGAUUCAAAUGGAAUAUUAAGUCAACAGUACAGUUUACAUAUCUGACAACAGUUAUAUACAUUAUAACUGAUAUGUUCACUGUGAGUAUCUGUCUGACUACAGUUAUUCUGGAAGUACGGGACUUUCCAUACCUUUCUCCUGCAGAGACCACAAUAACAACAAAUGUCUGUUGAGCUGAAGCAAGAAGUGAACACAUUCCAAAAACGACAAAAAUUAUUCAAUAAAUGACUCAUCGUCUUCAAAACCCUAUUGUUGCAUGUGUAAAUGUGUUUUGGUUUUAAAGAUUAACAAGAAUUUGUAUAUUGUUGUUGUGAUGCUUUUAUGUGUUAAAAUAAAAAAAAGGACUAAAAACAAAUAUUUUGAAUGUCAACGAAUAACGCAACAUUUUUAUCCUCACAUUGUACAAUUAAAUAUUGGAUUAUGAUUCACCUGCAA
Oncorhynchus kisutch (coho salmon) is the source of this 4551-nucleotide messenger RNA. It is a transcript of the gene cxxc4, whose product is annotated as CXXC finger 4. Gene Ontology annotation, cellular component: nucleus. The coding region runs from base 1502 to 2410 and encodes 302 amino acids. NCBI's taxonomy places the organism in Eukaryota, Metazoa, Chordata, Actinopteri, Salmoniformes, Salmonidae. The transcript is spliced from 3 exons. Gene Ontology annotation, molecular function: zinc ion binding; methyl-CpG binding. The record is from RefSeq and is a predicted model, not a curated record.